Molecule: messenger RNA, 1011 nt
Organism: Symbiodinium sp. CCMP2456
Lineage: Eukaryota; Dinophyceae; Suessiales; Symbiodiniaceae
Source: the annotation of a GenBank genome assembly
AUGCUUGAAGUGAGCAUCUCGAGUCCGACCUGCAUCGAUUCGGUGUCCGAGUCCUUCGGCGUCCGAUCCAUAGCCUGGGACCCCAACACUGGCUUCGCCCUGAACGGCGUUCCGACAAAGAUCCUCGGCGCAGCGAACCACCAGGACUUCGCAGCUGUGGGCGUGGCCGUUCCGGAUCAGUUGCAGGUCCAUCGCUUGAGGAAACUCCGAGAGUUCGGCGCGAACGGCUGGCGCACCGCGCACAAUCCACACAACGAGGCUCUGCUCCGGGCGGCCGACAGCGAGGGUUUUCUGGUUUGGGCGGAGAACCACCGCAACGGCCAGGAUGCGGAGAUGGAGGCGAUGAUCAGACGUGACAGAAACCAUCCCAGCAUCGUGAUCUGGUCAAUUUGCAAUGAGGCUCUUUGCAACUCGGACAGCGUCGUCGCCGAUGCGCUGCGUCUCAAGGCCAUAGCACAUCGCCUGGAUCCGUUGAUGGGACGACCGGUUUCUGCGAACUACAACGAUUUCAACCGCAAGGACACGCCAAUGGACGUAAUGGGUUUCGACUACGGCCCAGAGAUGUACGAUCGAUGGCAUGCGGCUGCGCCCAAGGUGCCAGCCAUCAGCAGUGAGACUUCGUCAGCCUACUCAGACAGAGGCCUUGUGGCAAACGACCCAGUGGCUGGCCACGUCCGCGACUACGAUACCGAGCAUCCGGGCUGGGGGGAGACUUCCCAGGUGGCCUGGCAAAACAUCCUGAACCGCUCCUUCGUGGCUGGCGGCUUCACUUGGACAGGAUGGGACUACCGAGGCGAGCCUACGCCCUACCAGUGGCCGGAUGUGAAUUCUCACUUUGGCAUCCUAGACAUGGCUGGCUUCUGGAAGCACCGGGCUUUCUACUACCAGGCUUGCUGGACGCCACCCAGCGAAAAGUACAUUGUCCAUCUGCUCCCUCAUUGGAACUGGGAGGAGGACAGCUGCAGCGGCACCUGUCGGAAAGUCGGCUCCAGCGGCGCAAUGCUCGUGACG